This is a messenger RNA of Polyodon spathula (Mississippi paddlefish), 2702 nucleotides long. RefSeq lists its product as uncharacterized. The transcript has 8 exons. The record is from RefSeq and is a predicted model, not a curated record. Bases 869 to 1891 code for a protein of 340 amino acids. Lineage: Eukaryota; Metazoa; Chordata; Actinopteri; Acipenseriformes; Polyodontidae.
ACAAAGGACGCAGGAUGUGGGUUUAUUUUCCGUGGUGACAAAUCGGUUUGGGGGAUUUUCAAUUAAUAUUAGUUGACUAUUGGUCGCACCGUUUUAUAAGCAGAGCAGUAGAAUAUAUUUGUGUGAAUAUAUUAGUUUUGAAAUGGAUGAAUGCAAAAUUUGAACGUGGAGGAUUCUUAAUAGUUAAUAAGUGCUCGUCUGAAUUAAAAAAAAAAUGAUUGGAUGAAAACAGCGCUUCGCAAACUCAUUAGUGCGCUAUUUUUUGUUUAAUAAAUGUUGUUAUAACUGGACAUUCAAGAGGAAAUGUUAAAAUCGAAUGUGUCACAGAUUGGAAAGAAUACGGUAUAGGAAUACAUGUUUUAUAGAAUUAUUUUAAUUGCGUAUGUUUCUUUUUAUUUACGAUGUAAAUAUCUGGAGCUUUCUGCUUAAAUUAGUGCUGCACUACGAGACAACGUGAUUUAUUUUAAAUGUUUAGAAGUAGUUCAAAACAGAAUCCAUUUUGUAGCUGUACAUCAAUAGCGAGAUAAAUAAUACAUUACACGCAGUGGUACACUGUUGAAAAUACACAUUCCACACAGUACUUUGAAACAAAUACGUUUUUGGUGUUAAAUGGUAUUAUCCUUGCCUACGGAUUGCCACAGUUAUCCAAACAACGCUGCAGGCUCGAUCGUCUAUUUAAAUUAAUGUAGGUAAUGUUUUUGUUUUGAGCAUAACAUUUACUAAUACAAUCCUGUAAGAAGUGUCAGAUUCCUCCUGGACAGCUGCUUAAAAUUCCUGAAUUCUUCAACUGAUUUUUAGACGAAUAAAUUAAACAUCUUUAUUGCAAACAUUUGCUAAAUACAGUAGUUAAGCCCUAAUAUACACAUAAAUGUCUAACAGUAGCCUGCCUCCCAUGGGCAAUCUUCCCCAGUGGUCCCGUGUUGUGUAUCUUGAUAAUGCCCGUUAUCCACGACCGUUUACCCGGGAUAUCCUUCAACCUUUGACUUGUCCCCCUGCUUUUGAACCUGGAAAGUUGUCACACGCACAAGAUUGCAUGGAUCCUGAUCAGAGUCGGGCCCCCAAGCUUGAGCAGAGCCUACAGUUCUUGCAACAACAGCACAGUGAGACACUGGAAAAACUGCAUGAAGAAAUUGAGCAGCUCAGGUGGCAAAAUAAAGAUCUACAGUAUAAACUAAUUAUGGAACCAAAACCAUACAGAAAAGAAAGCAGUGCAUCGUCCAGUGCCAGUCAAACUCUACCUUUAAUUAACCAGUCCAGCAGCAGUCAACACUCCUUGGGUUCUUCAAGGAGACUCCGAGGACUGCACCAGGAGGUCGAGCCCCAGGGACUGAAAGGAAUUUUCUUGGAACAGACAGUGCACAACAUGCAUCUUCAAAAUCUCCCUCCAGAGGCUGUGCAAAAGAGCAGUGGAGAUGACUCCCCCCCAGCCAAUGCACACGCAAUUCCCCCCAGCCAUGAGCAGAGUCAGAGACUGAUCACCUCUCUACAUCCCCUGAUGAUCCAGUACAGCCCCUCCCAAGUGCCACGCCCCCCCACCCUGCAGGAAUGUGAGGUCAUUAUUCGCCAACUAUACAACGCCAACAGCAUCCAGAGUCAAGAGAUUUUGCGUUUGAAAUCUGUUCUGAAGGAUAUUAUCUACAAGAACAAACUGACACCUGACACCUAUAUUCUAACAAAGGCUUGCCUAGCUCAUCACAGAAGUGAGGAUGUUACACAUUUUCCAAAACUACCUUUAAAGACACUGCCAAAGAAACUGGCUGAAGCACCACUAGCUUUCUCAGAAAGAGUGAUCCUGCCUGCUCUCAAACAGACCAUUGGAAACAGCUUUGCAGAGAGACAGAAAAGAACACAAGCUUUGCAGAAAAGCAGGAUCCGAAGAGCUGUGCUUUAACAAAUGAAUACUGCGAUGUUUUGUUUAACAGAAUCCAGAAUGUUAAUUCUUGCAUCUUGAACUUUAUGCAUAGACUACACAUUAAAAUACUGCCUGAUUAUAAUACAAUCUGUAUUUCAUUCUCACAUUAUGACUUAAGGAUCAGGUGUUAAAUGAAACAUUUUCAUCACUGAAUAAAUGGUGCUAACUAUUUUAUUUUACAGUCACUUUUAGAGGUGUACAUCACAGCAUUUACCGGUAACAAAGGAUUGUUUUUGGAUUAAAAUGUUUGGGUGGAAUGACCUUUAUGAGAACAAUGUUGUGCGCCGUCACAUCAGAAAAGAAAAAAAUCCAGGAGAUCCGAGUGUACUCUCUUGAGAUCACGAGUGAGGCUUCAUUUUACUUUUGCGUCUCUCACGAUAAAUCCGCAAGAGUGACUGUUGUUCUUGCUGUUUUUGUUGUGAUUUUAAACACGGAGUAACACUGGCUACAAUUAUUUUUUUGCUCAAUGACAGACUUUUAUCCAUACUAAUAAAACACUAAUAAACAACAUGACAAAUACUAUUAUUUUUUUAAAGAGAGACAUGCUUUUUUAGAUAAUUCCAAAGAAAGGCUUCUGCACUCCAAUGUUUAGCCUCCAUGAGGUGCAAACCAUAAGGCUAUGGUAUAUAAAAAAGAGAAAGUCGUCUAUGUGGACUCACGAUUACUUCUUCCAGUUUUCAAAUCAAGUCCACCAAGACAUAUAUACUUAUUACUUACCAUUUCCAUAACUGGAGAAUGAUAUGUUUGGGUGCUUUAUCUCAGUGCGCUUCAUAGACACAGAACACCUCCA